CAAACACUCAGAGCACUCAGUAACAUGGUGACCCUCAACUCCAAACUCAGCAAAACUCACCCCGAUCAUCUUCUUUCACCGGCUGCCUUGCACCUUUCAUUCCUCAUCAACACCACUUCAUCCCUUCCUCAGCACCAUCCACCCCUUAACCACAAACCCAAACCGCACAACGCAACCACUUCAACGACUUCAUCAUGCCUGGAAGACCCGGCGGCAGCACUGUCUGGGACAAGCCCGAGUUCCUCAUGGAGCUUGGAAUCGGCUUCUUUUCGGCCGCGCAGGCGAGCGGAGGUCUAAGCCAGGAGAUGCGGGAUGCCAUCAUCGACCACCUCGAGAAGCAGGGGUUCAACGUCACUUGGGAGGCGAUCCGGUGGGACGCCAACGUCCAUGAGGAUAUCCUCAUCUGUUUGUUUCAGCACAUCAAGCCGAGCACUCAGGAUUGGGUCAACGUUAUGCAGGACCUCCAGGCCAUGAAUUACACGUUUACUGAGUCUGCCCUUCGGUAUGGUCAUGUUUGA
Ilyonectria robusta is the source of this 518-nucleotide messenger RNA. RefSeq lists its product as uncharacterized. Bases 195 to 518 code for a protein of 107 amino acids. The transcript is spliced from 2 exons. NCBI's taxonomy places the organism in Eukaryota, Fungi, Ascomycota, Sordariomycetes, Hypocreales, Nectriaceae. The record is from RefSeq and is a predicted model, not a curated record.